AUGACGCCCACACCCCCUUCCACCACUUCUUCGAGUGCGGGCGCACACUCGCCUGAAGGCCAAUACAGGAUCAUUAGGAAAAGGAACCGAGUUCCCCUUUCAUGCGCCCCUUGUCGCCACAGGAAGCUGAAAUGCAACCGUGCGCACCCUUGCGAGAAUUGCGUCAAACGGGGCGAUGCAUCUUCCUGUACAUAUGCCCAAGUGAGUACACGGAAAAAGAGCUCGCCUCUCCAGAGCACCCCGACUUCACCAGAUGAUAUGCAGAACAGGAUUGAUCGGCUGGAAAGCCUGGUCCUGUCCCUGAUGACAAACGGAUCCCAGUCUGCGGGCCCCGCUGCUGCCAUGGCGGUUAUCUCGGGCGAGAGUAGUGGCGGUUCUGUUCAGAACUCGAACGAUCUGGAUCUGGAUCUGGAUGAAGAUGUACCUGCGGGUCCCGAGGAGAGCGACACCGAACAGGUCACCAAAUCUUUCGGGGUCAUGAAGAUGGAUAAUAAGGCUCCUUUGUAUAUCAGUGAUGCACAUUGGGCCUCUGUACUGGACGAUAUCGCCGAGGUGCGAAAUUAUUUCUCCACACAUAAGAAGCAAUACGAGGAACAUGCUGCGAAAAUUGAGGCCACAAAGCCAUGCACGGAUAUGACGGGAUCGAGUCUUUUCUUCGGUUCUAUGACAACUACCAGUAGGGCGGAGAUCAUGUCGUCGUUCCCGUCUAAGUACAUGGCUGAUAUUCUGGUCACCCGCUAUUUCAACAGCCAUGAUCCGGCCACUCAUCUGCUUCACGCCCCCACCUUUCAGGUGCAGUAUAAUAAACACUGGGAAGAUCCUUCGCAGACUUCUCUUGUUUGGAUCGGCAUGCUUUUCGCCAUGAUGAGACUGGCUCUAUUAUCAUAUUAUAAGGAAGAGGAUGAGCCGGCAGAAUUCCGGGGCAAAUCCUUGGAUAUGGCGGGCACGUACCGGAAUCAAAUGGCUCAAUGCCUGGCGUUAGCGGAUUACACACGACCGCACCAACACCUCAUCGAGACUUUGAUCUUCCACCUCCACGGCGACUUCUGUCAGACGAGGGAGGCUGAUGUAUCGACCUGGGUUCUUGUGGGCGUGGUUGCGCGAUUAGCGAUGCGAAUGGGAUACCAUCGAGACUCAAAGAUGUUCCCCAACAUCACACCGUUUCAAGGUGAGAUGCGACGGCGGGUCUGGGCAUUUGUACAGCAAACAGACCUGUCAUUUUCCUUCCAAGUUGGUCUUCCGAGCAUGUUGCGUACCACAGACAGCGACACAGAACCCCCGCGAAAUCUCUAUGAUGAUGACUUUAGUGAGGACUCUACAGAGAUUCCUCCUUCACGUCCUCUGAGUGAGCCUACGCCGAUCUCGCAACUGAUUGCAAAGUACCGACUGGUGCAUGCUUUUGGACGCGUUACUGAAGCCGCGGCCGCCGUCCAAAGCACUCCAUACGACACUGUCAUGGAGAUUGAUGCUGAGCUUCGUCAAGCAAGAGAUAUGAUCCCGGAGCAUCUUAAACCUCGCUCAAUUGAAGAAUCUCACAUGGAUCCUACCAAUCUCAUCAUUGUACGGUUCAGUAUCGCAAGUGUGUAUCACAAGGCGCAAUGUGUUCUACAUCGACGAUUUCUGACCCGGGCGCGUGAAAAUCCUCGUUUCACCUACUCCCGGCAAACAUGCAUUGAUUCCGCCAUGGAGCUGCUCAAUUUCCAGUCGAUGCUUCAUGGGGAAACCGGGCUAAAUGGGCACCGGAGCACUAAGCAGAAUAGAUUGAGCUCUCUUUGCACAUCCGACUUUCUCCUGGCAGCCACCAUUAUCUGUCUAGACCUUCAUCAAACGCAGCAGAUACAGGCGGCAGGGAGGGAAUCAGGUGAUAUUUACACAUGGGGCAGAGAGCGAGGCGAGGAGAUGAUUGCUGCGCUCAGGCGUUCGAAGGAAAUUUGGGAUGAAAUCCGAGACCAGUCCCUGAAGGCUUGGAAGGCAACCUCUGUUCUUGAAGUCAUGCUUGGCAAGCUGCACCUGGCGCAUCCACUCCCCGAACCGAAUGUUGUUGCCCCUACCCUUUUCGAAUCUCAGGAUGAGAAACAAAACGCCGCCAUGACCCUCGGACUAUUGAGCAGUGGGAUGAGUCCAAUACCAACUGGGCCUUCGGCAUUCAACGAUUCGGCAUUCAAGAUGUCUGAUGCGAAUGUGCCUCUUUCAGGGCUAGCUCCAGCCACAGAUUUGCCAGGAGCCCCUUCGCCUUUGGGCAGUAUGUUUGGACAAAUGCCUGACAUGCAGGUGAACUUGGACUGGGAUGCGUGGGACAAUUAUAUCCAAAAUUCCAACUUUGACGCAAACAGCCAGUGGUUUCUUUCAUCAGAUCUACAAUCGCAACAGCAGCAGCAACAACAACAGACGCCUAACGAUUUAUCCUCGACAAGGAUAUCUCAACCUGUGUCUGCAGACGGGCCUCGAGCCAUGCCUCGCUUUCCCAGCAUGUUACCACCCCAAACAUACGACAUCAACACGGCUGGCCCUCCUAUACCCCCUCUCUAUAAUGCCGACAUCUCCCAAGGCAUGAAUGGAUCCAGAGGCUAA
Messenger RNA from Penicilliopsis zonata CBS 506.65, 2571 nucleotides. RefSeq lists its product as hypothetical. Gene Ontology annotation, biological process: DNA-templated transcription; regulation of transcription by RNA polymerase II. Bases 1 to 2571 code for a protein of 856 amino acids. Lineage: Eukaryota; Fungi; Ascomycota; Eurotiomycetes; Eurotiales; Aspergillaceae. The transcript is spliced from 7 exons. Gene Ontology annotation, cellular component: nucleus. The record is from RefSeq and is a predicted model, not a curated record. Gene Ontology annotation, molecular function: DNA-binding transcription activator activity, RNA polymerase II-specific; zinc ion binding; RNA polymerase II cis-regulatory region sequence-specific DNA binding.